Molecule: messenger RNA, 13649 nt
Organism: Onychostruthus taczanowskii (white-rumped snowfinch)
Lineage: Eukaryota; Metazoa; Chordata; Aves; Passeriformes; Passeridae
Gene: CHP1
Product: calcineurin like EF-hand protein 1
Exons: 10
Coding region: 186-773 (195 amino acids)
Molecular function (GO): calcium ion binding
Source: RefSeq, a predicted model, not a curated record
GGCCGGGCGGAGGCGGCGGGCGGGGCCGCGGCCGUCGGUGCGCGCUCGCCUUCCGCCUCGGAGCAGCGGGGCGGCCGCGGUCAGGCCUGUGCCGGGGCGGCUGUGGCACCGCCGUCGCUGCUCUUCGGCUGCGUAACUCUUCCCCCGGCCCCUCCCUUCCCUUCCCCUCGGGUCCAGCGGCGGCGAUGGGUUCCCGGGCGUCCACUCUGCUGCGGGACGAGGAGAUCGAGGAGAUCAAGAAGGAGACGGGCUUCUCCCACAGUCAAAUCACCCGCCUGUACAGUCGCUUCACCAGCCUGGACAAAGGAGAAAAUGGCACUCUUAGCCGUGAAGACUUCCAGCGGAUUCCAGAGCUUGCCAUCAAUCCACUUGGAGACAGAAUUAUCAAUGCCUUCUUUCCAGAAGGAGAGGACCAGGUGAAUUUCCGUGGAUUCAUGAGGACACUAGCCCACUUCCGACCCAUAGAAGAUAAUGAAAAGAGCAAAGACCAGAAUGGACCAGAACCACUGAACAGCAGAAGUAACAAGCUCCACUUUGCUUUUCGAUUAUAUGAUCUAGAUAAAGAUGACAAAAUUUCCAGGGAUGAGCUUCUCCAGGUAUUACGGAUGAUGGUUGGUGUAAAUAUUUCUGAUGAACAGUUGGGCAGCAUUGCUGACAGGACAAUCCAGGAAGCUGAUCAAGAUGGAGAUAGUGCCAUCUCCUUUGCAGAAUUUGUGAAGGUUUUGGAGAAGGUGGAUGUAGAGCAGAAAAUGAGCAUUCGAUUCCUUCACUGAUGGAUGGAGAGCCUAUUCCUUUCUACUCCAACUAUGUAAUGAAUAGAACUUCAUUUUCUCCUUAGCACCAUACCCCAGAGCAUUGCUACUGGUGCAUAUACAAUACAUCUCCAACCCCUCCCUGAUUUGUUCUACCAAUGUGAACAUUCCCUGUGCAACAGGAACAAAGGGAAAUGGCUGCCAUGCAACUUGGAAAAGGAGCUUUUUUAAUCCUGUCCAUCCUGGGGUUUUUGCCCUUUCUCUUGUCUCCUUCUGCACUACUGUUUCGGUAAAAAUAUCUCUCCUUAAACACUACUGUUUAAUCUACAAACUGAUUCUUCUGAGCUCUGAAUCUGAGAAUGGAAAAACAGGAAUAUGCCACAGAAGUGCCCUCUGCAAUGUUUCAGAGACAAGCAUCUACUCAAAUACUAGGUGCAUUGGUAAUUAUUCACUUUUGCCACAUUACAGCUGCCUUUUUUAAAAAAAAUAUUGUUGCCCCUUUCCCAUUUGGCUCUUUACAUGCAGACUUGUUUCUUCAGUGCUUCUAAGUCUGCCUUUUACUUGAGAACUUCUCAACUUCUAUGGCUUCUUGUACAACUAGCACAAAUGCAUGAUGAUAGCUAAGAGUACUUUAAAGUACUGUGAAUAGAUUUUGUUCUUUGUGGGAUGAAUUCACAGGGACAAUAGUAGAAUCUAUGGUGGGGACAGGCUGUGGGAUGAAUUCACAGGGACAAUAGUAGAAUCUGUGGUGGGGACAGGCUGUGGUAUUCUCAAAAGGAAUAGGAAAUCUGCACUAUGUCACUUGAACUGUUCUAGCAGCAGAGGCAGAAACUUGUUUCUUUCCUUUGCAUAGCUUGCAGGCUUGACAGCCGGUGGACUAUGAAGUGUCUUCUCCAGAUUGUUUUUGUCUAAGAUCCCUCCCUUCCUCAGGGUGGUUUUGCUUCUGAAAGUGUAAAUUUGUUUACCAGUGUACAAAAUGCAAGAAAACCAGUCAUGCUAAAAUCUGGAUUUGUAGUUCUGUUUUGCUCCCUGGUAACAGUGUCAUGAAACACGAAAUCGUGAAACUGAUUUCAUAGGGCUUUUUCCCAAUUAUAGUGGCCUGCAUAAUGAGUAACUAUUUAUAUUUUCAAGUAUGAAAGUCCUGGUCUGUUAUAUUUGUGUUCAGGGUGGUAGCUGUAUAUAAGAAAGCUCUGGAUAAGAAUACAAUUUGGGAAAGAUCAUAUUAUCCCAGAUUUUUCAGAAUGUAUUUCUAUAAAAAUCUCUCAAGUGUAAGAUGAUUAAUACGACUAAUGUAAUGCUGAUAAAUUCAAGAGAUCUGUAUCCUCGAAGGUUCAGUAGUAACUAUUUUCUGUGGCUAGAUUGACAUAUGAUCUCGUGUAGUUCAGCUGGAGCAUUCCACAAUCUGGGAGAUACUUCCAAUAAAACCAAAAAAUCCUGGGGAGCUUGUUUAUUGAAGAAUCGGUGUUAUAACUGCUUCUCUGUCGUGUGUUAACAUUUCUAUAAAUACUUACCAGUCUCAAAACUACUGUUAAAUGUGCAUUUCCUUUUUUCUCAGUUUCUUCAGUCAUCACUUUCGUUGAAAGAUAACACGCAAGUCUCUGAAGGAUUUUUGAUUUGUUAUAAAUAAAGGAAUUCAAAAGUAAAAUGUUGCACUUCAUAGUUUUGCAGAGUGCAGCACAGUUCUGGAAGGAAAUGUAAAUGAAAAAGCUCUACUCUGUAUGAGAAAGAAACAUUAUACUUUUAUAACUGCCUCAUGUAAAAUAGGAAUGUAACAGUGCUAAUGAAAAGUAAAAAUUGCUUGUAGGCUUUGUGAUUUGCUUAGAGGUAGGUGUUGCUGUCUUCUGACGCUAUAGCUGUAACCUACAGUUGUGCCUUACUGUCCCAGUGAGACUGGAUAUUGUAUUUAUCAAUCCAUAAAUAAACCUUCACUGUAUAAACAAAAACCAAAACCAAACCAUCCCCCAGCUCUUCUUGUAGGGCAACCAACUAUCCUUUAAUUACUGGAUAAAGCUAAAUACCAGUAAAAGAAUGGUGCUAGCAGGUUUUACAGAUCAGUUUCCUAUAACUGAUAGAGUGUUAUUUAUUUUCAGAGAUUGAUAAUCCUUUAUUCUGCUGGCAAACCAGUGCAAAACAUGAGCUGCAGAAGAGGACACGCAAGGCUCGUUUGUGACAUUUGUUCCUACAAGCUCCCACCUCAGAUAUUUUUGCUAAUGUGCUUGAAGGUGAACACAAAUGAUCUAACAGAUGUACUGCAAAAAAAAAAAAACCCUCAUAACACAAUCGAUCAAAGAACAACCAAACUUGCUACAAUAAAAAAAAAAGAUUUUCAACUAUCAGUAUCUAACUUUGCCAUUAGCAGAAUAAAUCACAUGCAAAUAAAUAUCUUACUCAAUAUUCUGAAAACUGUAUAUAUAACAUACAGUUUAAAAGGUGGUGGACAGAAAGAGGUGUUUUAGAGACUGAGAUCUUAAAUUUGUUAAAUUUAACUAAGCUGUACAGAUACAAGCAAAUUUCCACUAAAGUAGUAUUUUUACCAUACCUGGUUGCUUAUAAAAGUGUUUUGUCUUGAGAAAGGUCAUCUUGAAGGUGAACAUGAUGGCAGCUCAGAGAUGGAGCUGCUUAAUAUUUCAUCUUUGUCUUUUGAAAAAGUAGUACAAGGGAUAGGAUUUUAAAUAGAGGUGAGCCAUUCUCCACUCUACUGAGGGAUAGUCUCUUCAAAUCUGCAGCCAUGAGUUUGAGACUGGCUGGAGGCUUGACUGCCAAAAUAUGUGGUUGCAACAGGUUACCAGAGUAUUGUGAAGAAAGCAGAAAUAGGUUUGAUAUCUAAUCAGUACUGAAACCUGUAGGCCCCUUAGCUUGGCAACAAACAGGAAAAGAAAAGAAUCCAAAUAAAGGAUUUGACUCACGAAGAGCAGGGGUAAAAAUUAUGUUCUGUAACUGUACAAUGGAACAUAAGAACCUGCUUUUGGUUUCUUUGAAUGUGGAGCUUUGGUUGUAAAUAGAAUGUGGGUAUAAUAUUGGAGUUAGCAAAAGCGUUUCAUUGCAGUCUGCUCUAAAACGUGACGCGGCAGAAAAGCGUUGUAUUAAAUGUUUGAACACACGUGUAAAGAUUUGGAGUGAAAUAGUUUGUAGUGAUCUGGGAUGAAUCAUGGUGAGACGGGGGUGUUUCUCGACAGUUUUCUGAAUGGGUACGUACUCCUCUUCACACUCUUCAAUGCAUCCACCCAGCAGCUAGAAGUGCAAAAUUACCGCUGCUAAAAAAAAAUUAUUAUUAAAAAAAAAAAAAAGCAGAUGACAGAAACCCGGCCGAAUGGCGGAAGGCAGAAGGACUGAAGGCCGCCUUUGGGAGCAACCACGAUGCUCGGUGAGCUCAGCAGGUGCUGUAGGGCCGCCGGACCGCGACCCUCCCCGGCCGGCUGUGCGGGCGGCUGCUCAGCCCGGCCGCCCUUGCGGAGCGGCCCCUUUAAAUCGCCGUGGAGGUCACCGCAGGACUCGCCCCGGGCCAGUCCCGCUCGCGCCGCCCGAGCCAAUCCCUUCGCUGUGCCCUGCCCGGGGCCAAUCCGAGCGGGCCGCCUUGGAGGCGGGAGGCCAGUCCCGUGAUGGACGGCGCUGCUGGCCAAUCGUCGCCAAUACCGAAGGGCUGAUGCACGGGCACGGCACCCAAUAGGCUCGCGGUCGAGUGGGCGGGCCCGGGCGCAGCGAGCCCCCGCCGGGAGGCCGGGGGAAGGAGGGGAAGAUGGCGGAGUGAGGGGCGGAGGAGGCGGAGUGGCCGGGCCGGCCGCGGCCCCGCGGCUUCGGCCGCGCUCAGCUCACUGAAGAGGAUGUGGAAUGAUCAAAAAUAAUGCUCUCCAGGUCUGUUUUUCCACAUCUUCAUAAGAAUAAGACUUUCCCAACAGUCUGAGUGUCGAUGGUCAACAAUGAUCAGCUGAAAUAUUUGAGUGACUCAAGAGAGAUAUCGAUAGUGACAUGUACUAGAUUUCCAUUUUCACGGUCUACUCACUGCUUCUAAUGUAGGAGCUGAAAAUUGUCACUGGAAGACUAUUUCUGGACUUGAUCAACGGAAUGGCUAAGAGAUCCCCUCCUAAGAAGGUGGUCCUCUUACUUGCUCAAAGGCUAUGAAAUGUGGAUAUUUCUCUUCUAGCAAGCAAAACCCGUCCUUCAUUUCCAUGGAGCUGAAUGAACAAAGGUCUGUUCACUUCUGUUUGAAUCAUCUCACCAAACAUUUGAUUCACCAGAUGACUUCCCCCACGGAAGAAGCCCACUGUUUUAUCAAAACUCAGAAGCAGAGUAACAGAAAUCAACAUUUGUUUUCCUGAAAAAAUGUCUUCUGUGCCAGCUUUUCAUUCAGCUUUCUGCAUUCCGUUUUAAAACGAAAAAUACUUUGUAAUCAGAUAUAAGCAGAAGCUGGUGUUUUUCACUGGUAUUUCCUUCUUAACUUUAGGAAGGUUAAGUACUUUGCUGUGUCAAAUUGGAAUUCCUAGCAGACAAAGCGUCUACAUGCAUUGCUGUGUCAGACUGACCUGAUAUAUAUGAAAAGUUGCAGCAGGAAAACCAGAAUGUUUUCUGCUCUGACAUGAGGAAGAAGCUUACCAAACAACUAGGGGCAUCUCAUACAGGUAUUUUCCAGUCCAGGUCCCAGGCCUGACUUUGUAGAUAGGUGUGAACUCACAUGACACAGCUAAUGCACAAGAACAAAUACAGAAUCACCUUGUCCAUGCUGUGUGUCCCAGGCUAUGAUCAAAAUGUGUAUUUGCAUGUGUGGACCUCUGUAAGUGCAGGAUAUGAAGAGCUUUCACCUGAAGAAGAAAUUACUCUGCACCAUUUCAUUUUUAGCAAAGAAAAAUGAACCUUUGAAGGCCUCUGGGGUAACAGGAUAAUGACUAGGUUUGCAUUAUAUCAUUACCUUCCUCAGGCUUUUAAUGAAUCCUUAGCAUCAAAAGGAACAAGACCAUUCUACAGUAGAAGAGAUGGGCAGAACAUCUUUCUUUAUUCUAGAAAUUAACUUCUUAUGGGAUUGAAGAGACCAGAGCUGUAAAGUCGCAGUUUCUCUACCUGGCUUCCUCAACACAAUUUCAGCUUUUCCUACUGCUGAUGAAAUCUCAUUUUUUGAUUCUUUCAUGCCUGAGAGGACCUGUAUGUUUCCUCCAUCUAGGUAGAAAUAGGCCCAAGAAAAUGGAAUGUUAGCCACGUAAGAGGGGUGAGUUGAGAGCAGAAAUACCUAGUUCAGUCCUUUUUCUGGCUCUUCUUAUUCCUUCCCAAACUAAGGCACAAUCUGGUUGUUCUCAUGUUUACACAAGAUUCUUUGUCUAUGUAAUUUGUGAUUAUAUAGGAUUUUUUCUGUCAUUCUGGGAUGGGAGCAUAUAUUGUUUACGUGCUCCCUACUAUGGGAUUAUCUAUAAUAAGUAAGGUUUUUGGCAAAAAACUACCAGAACUGGGAUAUGUAUUAUAUUCCAUCUCAAAUCUGAAACUCUUUUUAGUGCACCUUAUUCCAAGCUUGUGAUUUAGAAAUGUGGCUUGCUAGCUUAAAGUAUGGGAGAUACUAAAAUGGUUGGGGAAGUGUUCUAGAUUUCUUGUUCUAUUUUUCCUUUUAGAAAACUGCUGGAGAGAGCCAGACAGCCUGAAAAUAGCUGAAAAAGCAAACAAUUGAAAUCCUUCUUAAAUCUUGGUGAUUGAUUGCCAGGGCAGCAUUCUAGUAUCAAAAAUGUGACAUUUUAUGGGACCAAGUUCCAUAGCAGAGUGAGGACAAGUGUUGAUGUUGAUCCUAAUUGUCCAAGUAAUGUCUGUGUUUAGACUUGUUUUGUAACAAUAGGAUUUAAUGACAGCUUUACCCGUUUUGUGUUUCCAUGAAGCAAAGAGCAGACAUGUAAGCUUUAAGAGUGGUGGGCAGGGCGCUGCAUAUCAAGUAAUGCCAACUUUAAUGAGCAGAGAGGUGCUCUAAAAUUGUGUGUAACAUUGUGGUGAGCUGUGUGACAAGAGUUAACAUUGAGCUUGAUGAGGCAACCACCUGCUUGGCCUGACUUUGCUGAAUAUGGUCUGAACUUUCUGGCAUUGGAGGCAGCUAAAAAAGCACACUUUGUUUUAGGGCCUCCUUAUGUUGAAGUCAAUAGGAUUUAAUGGAGAUGUCUGUAGAAGCAGGAUCCAUCUCUAAGUGAUGGAAAAUACUGUCAAUAUCAUAGGAUUACAGUGGUUGGGAAGUAUGUGGUAUAAGAAAUGUCUGAUUUUAGAUCUGGGAAUUUUCUUCCUUCUGCCCAUACUUACCCCUCUGAUGUUAGAGAUAGCAGUUGUUUCUUGCACAGCUUGAUGACAAGACAGGAAGGUAUUUUUGUUUUCUGUGGACAUGUACAAAAAUUGCAAAUUUGCCUGACUAGAGAGCUGAUAAUCUAAGCUCCUUAAACUCAUUAUUUUGUUACCUGGCAUUGUAACAAAAAAGUAGAAUUACUGAUUUUUUUCCUAACUCCUAUUCAUGACAGUGUAGCAGCGUUAGUUUUUGAGUUUAAUUUUAGAACAUCAGGAUUUUCCUAGAUAAAGGAUCUGCGGCUUUGACAGAAGUAAUACUCCAACAGUGCAUGCCCACAAGACCCCCUUGGUGUACCUUCCUGGCCAGCACCUUUAAAGAGCUGCUGUGUUUGGAAAUGCUGCUUCAUCUGACUCACUCUUCCUUGCUCCGCUUUUUCUUUGUGUUGGUUGGAAAUCUUCCCAUGUGAAAGAUUACAAAAACAAGGGGCAUGUGCAAUAGCUCAUAUAUAUAUAUAUACAUAUAUAUAUUUUAAUACUUGUGGACAAAAUGAUGUUACAAGUUGUUUGAAAACAACAAAAUCACCAAUGUCUUCCAUUUUGAGAUGUGUAUAGUUCCAUAAGCAUUAGUGCUUUGUAGCAAACUGUAGUGCCAUGUUAGGACCAGUGCAUGAGCCUAGUAGUAUUUUUACAAUUUCUGAGUGACAAAUUUAUUAGUAAACAGUGAUGAUAAUGUAAUUAACACUAGAAAGGAUACAAUAGGAAUGUCACAAACGUGGUCUAAACAUGCAGUAUCCUCCCUUUGACAAUGGCAAUGCUAUCCUUAGAAAUGGAACUCAUUCACUUAAUGGGCUUCAUAGAAUCAUAGUUGACUUUUUGAUAUUUGUCUGUCUGUCCAACUGCAGUAGUAAGCUAGAGUAUGCAAGUAUCCAUAAUUCUCAUCCCUAUCAGUGUGAUUCUUUUCUUUUAAAUCUUUGUUGUUUUCUUCCAUUUUCAACUUUAUUGAACCAUCUAUUACCCAUCCUGUCAUAUACUCACAAAAGUAUGAAUAUGCUAAGGAGUUUGUGUGCAUUGUGUACACAUCUCUUACCUUCAGAUAAUUUACAAAGUCUGUUAAGUAAUCUUGUCUCUUUUUCACAUCUGACUCUAUGAUUGUUAUAGCUAGCAAAACAUUAUCCUCAUUGUGUGAUAAGUUAAUAGUUGCAAAAUGUGAUGUGCUAAUUAUGCAUAGAAGACUUUCCUCCAUUACUGCAGGAAUGGGGAACCUUUUUUGGCUGAAAUUCUAUUGAAUCUUAAAAUAACUUUGGUGGAUCCUGCAUUUACAUACAUCUUAGUAAGAGAGAAUACAUGAAAGUCAAAGGCUGUUGGAAAAUGAUGUUGCAAGCUGUAUCUGUGCAGCAGGCUGUCUCUAGCCAAUGGAUCAGAGAUUCCCCACCCCUGUAUUAUUGAGAAUUCAGUAUCUUCUGUUUUAGGUAACUUCCAGUUUUGCUUUCCAGCUCUAAGCUCAAUUUUAAUGAUUUCUGUCUCUCCCUCUGUUUUUUUCAGAAGGAAAGUUUAGACCAGGGAAGUAAAAUUGAUUUAGCACUCAAUGGACAGCUUGGACUGGUCGAAUAGGAGACUGGUAUGAUUCUUGAGAUGUGCAUUGCUCUGUGGAUGGCAUCCUCUGAUUUCCUAGGAAUAAGUCUUUUAUUUGAUGCCAGUGCUGCUCUUCACCCAUUUCUCUCUUUCAGCUUAGAGAGGAUACUGCAUCUUUUUUUCCUGAGACCUGCCUGUAAAUGGCCAUUAGGGGGAGGGAGGGAAUGGGUAGCUUGGUUUUGUAAUUUUGGUACGAUAUAUCUUUAAAGUAAUUAAUCAAGAAGCAUGUACUUCAGUGCAAUGACAGUAAUCCAGGCAGAGUUAAUGUAUGUAACAGGGAAAAAAAAAACCCAACAAAACCAACCAAACAACCCUCUGCAUCUAAUAAAUUUCUGAGAAAAUUGGACAGGUGGGCCAUUUACAGCAGAGCUCUGGGGGACCUGUGCUAAGAGUCAGGUUCAAUUCUAAAUGGACAUAGCUGUACCAUUGAAUAAAGUAGUUUAGUGCUUGGGAGAAUCAAUUGAAAAAUACCUCUGAAACUGGAAUGCAAAAUAGCACAGUAUGUAGGGGGAAGAAUCCCUGAUGCAAACAAAGCCAUAAGAUGAUUUAUUAAGAAAAUAGAACUUUAGUAGCAAUAACUGUUUUGCAUGUGAUAGUAAAUAACUUGCAUUAGCAAGACUGUACAGUAGAGUAAGUGGGUAAUAACCAAAUAAGUUUGUGGCGCUCUGUGCUGCAGGGAGUUGUGUGAAGAGUCUUCCUGAGAAGAAGGGUGAAUUCUUCUUAUGUUCCUCUCAUUGGAGGGAAUUUGGCACUUGAAUACUAAGUUAAUGAACUUGAUAUAUAUAUUAAAAAAAGAAAAGAAAAAUUAGCUUUGCCACAUGUCUGAAGCACUGUCAGUGAGUGCUGGGGGAAGGGCAGACAGUUCUCUUUGAAAGGAUAGCUGAAGUUUUUCUUUCUCUGUAGCCUAGUACUUGCUCUAUUUCUCUGAGAAACUAAACUUUUCCAAAUACUGUACUGUGAAGAGAACCUGAUUCUAAAGUGAGAAGUUUUUGUGGUGGGAAGUGAUUUUUGUUUUCUUUCUUUAUCAAGACCAAUCUGAGGUAGUCUUUAAAUAAAAAAAAACUGAAAACAUUAGAGAGCACUUGACCCUCAAAACAUUUGUGCAUGCCAAGCACAACUGUAGAAUUCUAAAGAUGCUACAACAGAAAAUGAUUUCGGCUUUGCUAAACACUGUUUCAGACCACAAUUGAUUUCAGUUGAUGCCUGAAGUUUUGCAGAGGAAAGUACUGUGAAGCCUCUGGUAACACAAAGGGUUAUUGAUCUUUACCUGUAGAUCUACAUCCAAAAAAUUAUUUGCCAUCAAAGGGUUGCAUAAAAGAGCCACAGGAGUUCUAAACUGUUCCUAGUUGACACUUUUCAGUGUAGAUACCUCAUCAAUGGACACAGUGAGCCCCAACAUAUAGUAGUGUAUUCUGAACAGAAUCAGAGGUUUAGAUCAGUCUGGCUGCAUUUCUUCUGCAAAGCUGAAGUAAUUUAGUCUGUUAAGCUUCCAGCUUAAUGGAAGCUUCUUGUGUUUUUAAAGCAUGGGGGUGAAGCACUUUGGUUCUUCAUAAAUGGAUAGUGGAACUGUGAGGGCUGUGAGCAUUUUUGCAGUAUAAAGGAACAGGAUAAGCAUGAGACUGUCUAAAUUAAGUGUUGGCUAAUAUGUAAUAUGCUUAUGAAAACUAAUUGAUCUGAAAGAUUAUAAUCAGCUUAAAUUCCAACUGUUGAUUUUUUGAUAAAAUUGGAAGCUGGCCAUAGGGGACCUUUAUUUGAUUGCUCUCUGAUUACAUCAGAGAAAUUAUGAAAUCUGUGAUCAGCAAGUACAUUUACAUAAUAAUGAAAUUAUAAUGAAAACAAAGUCAUAUUCAUGCUUCAGAAGUAUGAACUUUGUGGCUGAACAGAAUUAUUCUAGGGUAUAUCCACUCAGAACAGAGGGGAGGAAAUAAAGACUGAUGUAGCCAGGCAAGCUAUCUACAUAUACUUCCCAGUUCAGGCUUUUAGUAAGGAUCUGAAUUCUGUGGGUUGCUGACUAGGAAUUACUAUUCACAGCAACAAAAGGAAUCCCUUUGCCUUUCAGCUCUUGUACUAUGGCAUGACUUUUGCUUCAGCCUCCUUGCUUUAACAGCUUCUAAACUGAAGUGGAAGUGUCAGGUGCUGCCACUCUUGAGUGUGGUAUAUCAAAAGGUAUAAUGACCAGUAUGGACAUGCCUCCUUUAGCAGUACUAAACCCAGAUGAUACAAAUAUGUUCUGUUUGUAUAUCCAGUAGUGCUGCUGCAGAAGGUCUAGCCAGUACUUGUGUUGGGAAUUGUACCUUCUGAAACUGAGGGUAUUUGUCAAAUUGAUGAGAAAAAAUAAAGUCUUGCAAAGACUUCUUGAUAGUAAGUCAGAAGAAAUUGUACUGAGCUUGAGGAUACUGACACUUUACAUGAGGAUUACAUUGUCAGGAACUGGCAGUCUGGCUUUUUGGGGGGCAGAAAAGGAAAAAAUAUUGAAGGUAGAACUAUAACAAGUCUUAGAAAUUAGUGCUUCUUGCAUCCUUAGGAAACUGGCUGGUCUUCCUCCAAAACUAAUAUUCCUGCUUGCUGAUCAGGUACAGAGCUUCAAAAUGACAGUUCAAGUUACAUUCCAUUGGAUUUCUUUCGUGGAACGAUCCGGCAUUUUGCCCCUGUAGCACUUUGACUGGCGCACAAAAGCCAACAGUUGAAUCAGGGUGUCUUGUUCAACAGUGCAGAACACUAACCAUGGAUUCUGAUGUCUGUUCCCUUUCAAUCUCUACACUUCCUCCUGCAUUUUAGAGAAAGUGUCAGUGUUCAUGAUGUCAGCAGAGCACGUUUCUGUCUCUGAGCCUAUGUACCGGGUUAUAAAUAGACAAACUCGCAAGACUUUUACCCCAGCUAAAGUUAAAGAUAGAAGGUAACUUUCUGUUCAGUGUGUCCUAUGUAAAUCCUGUCUGCUUCUCUCCACUUCCCCUCCAAAUGAGUGUGUUUGCAGGUCAAAUAAAAGGCAGGUAGUUUGUAAUGCCUUAGGCAUGAAGAACUGCAUGGAGAAACUGAAGGAAAGCGGCACAGGCCCACAAACCAAAUCUUAGAGCUAGUAUUCUAAUUAUGCAUGAUUCAAAAUGUCUAGUGUAAUGUAGUUAUUACCAGUAAAUUGAGAUAUGCAUUUAUACAUAAUGAAGCAAUAGGAAUUAAUAUACCAAUAGCUUGAACUUCCUGCUUUGAUUCUCAAAUUUUGGGUUUUUUUAGAGAAUGUGCUGCCUCUGUAGAGAAGGGGGCAGAAUGUAUAGAUAGGGACAGAAGCAUGGCACCAAAACUGUAAAUUGGGACCCGGGAUCAGCAGAGCUCGCCUUUAUAACCUCUAGUCUGGUUCAUAUCACUGUCCUGAGCAUGUGAAAAGCAGGGCAUGAACUAAGCAUGUUUAGAGGCGAGAUGAGGUUUCUCACCUGCUGCAGCUGUAGCAAGGAAAAGGGUGCAGAGUUUCUUACAUGGUGCAGGGGAGCGACUGGUGGGAAGGAAAAAAACCAAACCCACAAAAAAAUCACCCCAAAACCCAAGCUGACAAAUGAGUAACAGAAACCACAGACUCAAAUUGAGUGUAGUAUUUGCCAGACAGUAGGUAAUAAGCUUGAGUGUGGUGAGAGAAAUUAUUUGGAGAAUACUGAAAUUAAUAAGCACAGUACAUAUUUUUCAGGUGUUGAAUAGCUUUUUAAGAGACAGUAUUUUCAGGUAACUCUAGCCACAUAGGCAGCUGUACUGAAGCAUACUGGUACCAGCCAGCAAUAAUGGCAUCUGCAGGAAUGAACCUGAAAAUACUGGUAAUCUUGUAUAUUUUUUAAGUUCUUUAAAGAGAUUUUUAAAAACAGAAAAUGAGAUUUGAUCACUGAAGGUCUUUAUCUUCUGCAACAGAGGUUGCAAUUGUCUUUUUUUCUUUAUUUCACUUACUAGAUAAAAGGGAAUUUGGGUGCCAUCUUUCUGUAAACUCUUAGUGUGUUCUCUGUAAUUCAAGUCUCUUAGUGGAUAAUACAGUCAAUUUCUGCUGACAGUUUGAAAAUAAGAGAAUAUGUGGCAUAGCCUACAUCUCUAAUACUUUUCCAAGUUUAAACUUGUAAUUAAACAUACUGAAUACUGCCUUGUAAUUGCAGAAUUCCAUACUUGUAGCUUAGCUUAAUUUUGUAAGUGGGCUUAACUUGUGCAGAACACUUCUCCAUGUACAGAGGCUCAGUCCUCUCUCUUAAGUAGAAAGAAAUGUCUUGGAGGAAGAAAAGGUGUGUCAAGUUAACUCCUGUUCGUACUUCGUAGCCAACCAUUCAUAAAGCACUGUGUUUUGGGUUUAGAAUGGGAAUUGUGGUUUUACCUAUGAAUGCUCUUUUUAAAUAUGUAAGGAUUGCCAAAUGAAGAUAUGAAUAUUAGAAGAUAACUAUUCCAUGGUAUCAAAAGUUGGAUUGAAUGAAAGUCUUUGAGCCAACUUCUUCAAGAAACAAGAAAAUUUCUAAGGCAAAGUUAGCCCAGUGGUUAACCAUGGUAAUUUUUAAUUCUUUAGAACACUAUGCAUGGUUUUAAAGUCUGUUAAGUAUUGUAAUGAGUAAGCCAUUGUAUCCUUUGUAUUUCCCUUCAGUAUAACUUGGGGAAAAGCUACUUCAGAAUAUCAGUGAAGUUAUUUUCCUUUUGAAAAAUAUAACAGCAAAGGAAAAAUAUUAGGUAUAAAUUCCUAAAAAAUACCUUAGUACUUAAUAGGCUAAAGAAUACUUAUACUGAACUUCUGAUAGCAUUCUUGCAUGGAUUAGUGGAGGAAAUUAUUGGUGUGACUACAGACUAUGUACUCCCAUUGCACACGUUUUACAUGGUAACAGUGAAAGAAUGUCUCCCUGCAAAUUCUGAUUUUCUCCAAAAGGCAGCUUGCUUUUAUAUCUAUGCAUCUUUGAGGAUUUCAAGAUAAGAUUUUAUUCUUUUGACACUGUAAAGAGGAACUGUUUAAAAAUGAACCUGGAAACUCUGCACCUGUAUACAAACUUUUUUAGCAAUAAAGCAGCACAGGCUGAGAAUGCA